Molecule: messenger RNA, 1160 nt
Organism: Bombina bombina (fire-bellied toad)
Lineage: Eukaryota; Metazoa; Chordata; Amphibia; Anura; Bombinatoridae
Gene: SPC25
Product: SPC25 component of NDC80 kinetochore complex
Exons: 8
Coding region: 322-1020 (232 amino acids)
Biological process (GO): chromosome segregation
Cellular component (GO): Ndc80 complex
Source: RefSeq, a predicted model, not a curated record
GUUACCAAAAGAGGUUCGAAUCCUUGGAUCGGUAUUCAGCCUUGUCCAGUAUGGGGUGGGUAGGUGGUUGAUUACAGAUCCUGAGAGACUGCGCGCGCGAAGAAACAUUUGAAAUCGAAAAUGGCCUCUUGAAGCUGAAGGCAGCAGAAUCUAUUUUUCAUUUUAAGAAAUACUUUCCAGACGAUGAAGAGGAGCAAAUGACUUAAAUUGAUGAUAUAGGUUCAUUGACUGCACGUGACAUAUCCAAGCCCUGAUAUUGUACUGUAAAGUACCUUAAAUUUUUUGCAAAACUGAAGUUACUUAAGGAUUCACAAUAUCACAAUGUCUACUUCCAAGCUGGAUAGUGAGCAGAGCUUGUAUGUGUACAUGCAGGAGUUUCGUCAUCAAUUUGUCAAUCAAAGCAGUGAGGAAAGGACAAGUCAUAUAGCACAGCGAAUAAAUUUAUGCAAACAGCUAAGGAAAGCCCAAAUUGAUGCCUGGUCUAAGAAAUACAGAGAUGGGGAACUAAUGAUGGAAAAAAUCCUAGAAUUUAGAAACGAUAUCCAGUUGCAGAAUAAACGCAUAGAAGAAAAGCAGAAUGAGGUUUUACAAAUCUUCACACGGAUAAAGGACAAUGAAAACGAGGAAGCAGACCUGGCUAAGCACUUGCAGAGUUUAAAGGAUGAACUGAAUCACAAACGAGAAAUUGCCCUAGCCAAUAAACGGGCUAAUAGGGACCGGCUGAAGGAGCUGCAGAAAUCCGCAACUAUGUUCAAGGACCGGCUUGGACUGGAGAUCAGAAAAUUGCGUGGUGAAAAGCUGCAGUUUGUUUUCAGAUGCAUUAACCCUAAAGACCCCGAUCAGCCGUUCUCAUGCAUAAUUUCAUUAAAUGAACAAGGAGACUAUGAAGUCACAGCGUCUGACCCGCCGUUAGAUUGCCUAGCAGAAUUUCAGGAGAAAGUGAGAGAGACAAAAAACUUCUCUGGAUUACUUGCCAACCUCCGAAAGGCUUUCACCACAUUGGUUUCUCAAGUUAAAUAACUUAUUUAUUGUUCUCUAUUAUUGUUUUAUUGUUUCUUUUUACUCUUAUAAAUAAUAUAAUAAUGCUAUAAAAUGCUCAAGUAUUUGGUAGCAAAUAUCUGUAUUUUACUAUUGUAAAAAUAAAUCUGACACUUUUAGCA